GAAACAACUAAAAUCAUGCGGGUCCCCCAUGCUGUGUCAAUGGCAGACUGCAUGGCAGCCUGUUGCAGUCUUUCUGACUGUGACUUGUCUUGGAUGUUUGAACAGCACUGCUAUAUUGUCAAUUGUCAACAUAAAGGAAACUGUGAGCCCAAGAAAAUGGAGAAGGUGAAGUCUUAUUUGACCUUUGUGCUGAGGCCUUUCCAGAGGCCAGCUGCGUUGCUGGGGUUUCAGCAGAUGCCAUCAAACGUGCUUCCCUCUAUGGCUGUGCAGGAUGACCCAUCAGAGGAAGUGCGUAGCCUAAAGGAAUUGUCUUUCCUGAGCAAAGAGCGUAGCCUUGAAGAGGUACCUGAGUACACAGAUGAAUAUGGGGAUAUGGAACAGAAUCCCUUUCAGCUGAACAUCAAGAAGGAGAAUGUUGAUGACUAUGCUGACUGGGGUCUAAUGGUCACCACAGAAAAUGGCUUCAAUUCUUCAGGAGGCCAGCAUGAAGAGCUGGGGGGGAGUGACGGGGAGAAAGUCGAUUUGAAAAGUCCCACAAAUGAAAUUGUAUCUGAGGUGAAAUCUGUCACUGAAUAUCCCAGAGAGUUGCCUGAAGGAACGUUGGGCCCGGUAAAGAAAGCACCUGCAAGUGACUUGGAUUUUCAGCCACCUAAAGAAGCUAAUAGCUCCAGGCAGGAAAAGGGUCUAACACCUUCCCGUAAUCCUCCUUCUUCAGACAUCACUGGAUUUCUCUCCACGCCUGCAGCACAAACACAAACAUUAGAUCUUGAUAGUCACAUAGAAGAUGAAAUCUCAUCAGUGCCCACCAGCAUUCUCACUACUGAGCCUUCUGCCACAGGUCAAGUACCAAUUCCCACUACUGCUGCAAAAGCAGUAAAAGAACUGUUGGUGUCAGCUGGAGAUAAUAUACAAAUAACUUUACCAGAAAAGGAAGUUGAACUGCAUGCCUUUGUAGUUACACCAUCACUUCCAGAAGCAUCCUAUAGUUAUGAGUGGAGCUUGAUCAGUCAUCCUGAUGACUAUGAUGGUGAAAUGGAGGGCAGGCAUACACAGACCGUGAAACUUUCUCAACUGCCAGUAGGUGUCUAUGUCUUCAAAGUGACCGUGUCUUCUGACGAUGCAUUCGGAGAAGGAUUUGUAAAUGUUACUGUCCAGCCAGCCAUCAGAAUAAAUCAGUCACCUGUUGCUGUUGUAUCUCCCAGAGUGCAGGAGAUUGUUUUCCCCGCAACGUCUGCUUUUGUUGAUGGGAAUCAAAGCGUGGAUGAUACCAAAAUAGUAAGUUAUCACUGGGAGGAAGUUGAAGGUCCUCUGAGGAAACAGAAAGUAUCUGCUGAUACAUCAGUUUUACAUCUGUCUGACCUUGUUCCUGGCAAUUACACCUUCAGGUUGACAGUCGUAGACUCUGAUGGAGCAGCAAACUCCACUACAACUGCUUUGAUAGUCAGCAAGCCCGUAGAUCAUCCACCUGUUGCCAGUGCAGGACCCAAUCAAGUCAUCAGUUUGCCUCAAAACUCUGUCACACUAAGUGGAAACCAGAGCUAUGAUGACCAUGAGAUUGUGAGCUACGAGUGGUCCCUGAGCCCUCAAAGUAAAGGCAAAGCGGUAGCAAUGCAGGGAAUGCAGACUCCAUACCUCCAGCUGUCUGCAAUGCAAGAAGGAAAUUAUACAUUCCAGCUGACUGUUACUGAUUCUGUGAAACAGCGGUCCACAGCUCAAGUCAUGGUGAUUGUGAGGCCUGAAAAUAGCCCUCCAAGAGCUGUGGCUUGUCCAGAUAAAGAGUUAACACUUCCUGUCCAGAGCACUAUUCUUGAUGGAAGCCAGAGUACUGAUGAUCUAGGCAUUGUUUAUUAUCACUGGGAGAAUAUCAGUGGGCCGACCUCUUUGCAAAUGGAUAACGUCGACAGUGCAGUCGCAACCAUUUCAGGUCUCCAGGCUGGAACAUAUCGCUUCAGACUGACAGUCAAAGACAAUCAAGGCCUCAGCAGCACCACAACGGUUUUUGUGACCGUAAAGGAAGAAAGCAACCACCCACCACAGGCAUAUGCAGGAGGCAAGCAUGUUCUUGUUCUUCCCAAUAAUUCUAUUGUUUUGGAUGGUUCACAGUCUACUGAUGACCAAGGAAUUGUUUCCUAUCUCUGGACUCGGGGUGGUCAGAGUCCAGCUGCAGGAGAUGUGAUACAUGGUUCAGACCACGAGGCAGUAUUGCAGGUAACCAAUCUUGUGGAAGGGAUCUAUACUUUUCACUUGAAAGUCACCGAUGGCAGAGGAGAUUCAGACACUGACACCGCUAUAGUGGAGGUGCAGCCUGACCCUAAGAAAAAUAGCCUAGUGGAACUGAUAUUGCAAGUUGGAGCUGGCCAGUUGACUGAGCAACAGAAAGGCACACUUGUGCGACAGCUUGCAGUGCUACUGAAUGUCUUAGAGUCAGACAUUAAAGUUCAGAAGAUACACGCCUAUUCUGAUAUCAGCACAGCUGUUGUGUUCUAUGUGCAGAAGGGGUAUCCUGUCAAAGUGAUAAAGGCUUCAGAUGUGGCACAGAGGCUCCGUUUGCAGCUCUUGAAAGAGAAGCCAGACUUCCUGCUUUUUAAGGUGCUUCGCAUUGACACGGCUGCUUGCCUUCUAAAAUGCUCUGGACACGGACAUUGUGACCCCAUCACUAAGCGUUGCAUUUGCUAUCAACUAUGGAUGGAAAAUUUGAUACAGUGGUACCUGAAUGAUGGAGAGAGUAAUUGUGAAUGGAGUAUACUCUAUGUAAUGGUGUCUGCUUUCAUUUUGAUGGUGCUGAUGGUGGGUUCAGUCUGGAUCUGCAUCUGUUGCUGCAAAAGCAGAAAGAGGACCAAAAUAAGGAAGAAAACAAAAUACACAAUUUUGGAUAACAUUGAUGACCAGGAGAGAAUGGAGCUUAGGCCCAAAUAUGGUAUAAAACACAGAAGUACCGAACACAAUUCCAGCCUGAUGGUGUCUGAAUCUGAAUUUGACAGUGACCAGGACACCAUCUUCAGCAGAGAGAACCCGAGGAAUCUCAAGAACGGUUCCCUUAAAAAUGGCGUCUCCUUCAGCUACAGCUCAAGGACAGAUAAAUAA
Molecule: messenger RNA, 3084 nt
Organism: Gekko japonicus
Lineage: Eukaryota; Metazoa; Chordata; Lepidosauria; Squamata; Gekkonidae
Product: KIAA0319 ortholog
Exons: 19
Coding region: 16-3084 (1022 amino acids)
Biological process (GO): neuron migration; negative regulation of dendrite development
Cellular component (GO): cytoplasmic vesicle; plasma membrane
Source: RefSeq, a predicted model, not a curated record